ACCUUGAAGACACAGGAUAAAAAAUGGACACAGCUCCAGAAAAAAGUGAAAAGUGUACUGUCAGAACUGUAAUUGUGCAUAUACUAGUUAUGACUUUUGGAGCCUCCUGCUGGAUCGGGGUUAAUAGCAUCUUCAUUCAACUUCCUCUAUUGAUAAACUUUUUACCAGAAGGAUGGGGAUUAGCAGCACAUCUAACUAUAGCCGUUCAAGCAGCAAACAUUGCACCUAUAAUUUACAGCUUAGUACACAAGUUUUUGGUGCAAAUCAACGAAUCAAAAUGUAUCUUUUUAAUGCUUGUCAUCGGUUGUUGCGUGAUGGGAAUGAUGUCAUUCUUUUACGACAAAACUUUCAAUAUCGCAGGCAAUGAUCAUAGUGUUGCCCUGUUUCUAUUGACAUUUUUCGUUUCAACGAUUAGCUGCACUAGUUCUGUUUUAUUUAUGCCUCAUCUUAAGAAUUUCAAAGAAAUUUACUUAGUAUCUUAUUUUGUGGGAGAAGGUAUCGGAGGAGUACUACCCAGUAUUGUUGCUCUUAUUCAAGGUGUCGGGGAAUUUUCGGGUUGUAGUAACAGUACAGAUACAAAUAAUGUAUUAGAUAUCCACUCACCCAGAUUUUCAACUCAAUGUUAUUUUCUUUUUAUAUUUGCAUGCCUACUUUUAUCUCUACUAGCAUUUCUUCUUUUGGAAAACCUUUCUUUUGUUGAGAAAGAAAAAAUUCCCUCUCAGUCUCUGGACAAUAAUUCUAAUAUCGAUAACAACGAGCAAGGUCUUUCUUGUCAAAAGUACUUAUUGAUGUCAUCAAAUGGUUUGACGACUGAAUGCCAAGUCUUAGAAAGGCACGUUUGUUUGGACGACAACCACAAGACUGAUGUUAAAAAAUUUUCUAAAACAUAUUACUCGCAAACCAGCAGCCACAAAAAUGUAGAAAGUUUAUACCUGUAUAUUCUUCUAGGCAUAAUUUGUCUUUUAGCCAACGGACUACUCCCUGGCUUUCAACCAUAUUCAUGUUUGUCGUAUGGAAAUAUGACGUAUCAUUUGAGCGCCACAUUAUCGCAAAUCGUCAACCCAAUUGCUUGUUUUCUCGCUCUUUGGUUUCUUCCGCAUAGCGGGAAACUCAUCAAUUUAUUUUCCAUCGUUAUUUUCACUGUGAGCGGUUACGUGACGUAUCUAGCUUUGUCCUCACCGAAUCCCCCUUUUCAAGGUACUGUGAUGGGCAAAACUUUGGUGGUAUUAUCGUGGACAUUGUUGGUGGGUCUCAUUGCAUACACUAAGCUCAUAAUUACGUCAGUAUUUCGAAGAAAGUCUGAGAAAGAACUUUUCCACGUUGGAAUCGUAAUGCAAGCUGGCUCUGCAUGUGGUGCGGUGAUGUCUUUUGUAAUAAUCAAUUUUACAAAGUUGCUGCAAGAGUAUGAGCAAUGUAGUAGUUAAAUGCAAUUUAAUUGAUGAUUUGUACUUAUUGGAAAAUCAUUAGAAAUUGAAAUUUUCGUUUUGAUUUAUUUUUGACAUAUUUAUUAAAGUAAUUUAUACAAGGGCUUGAAUUUUUUUUCUUAUUAUUGUAUACAAAGAUUCAAAGCAAUGAAGAAAUGUGAUAUUUGAAAAAAACAAUGAAUUUAUACAGUAAAAAAAAAGUUUGUUACAUUUUUUACGUCGUAAGAGUAAUUAAUUAAACGAGUUAAUUUUUUUUUAGUAUGACGUAUGAAUGUUUUUUUUAACCAACCGAGAAUUUUUAAUGUAAAUUUUAUUACUACUGUUGUUUAAGUUAUCACUGAAGCUCAAAUGUAAAUACAGCGUUCAAUGAGUCAAAUGUUAUGCAGAGAAUGGGAUGGAUCAAUAAAAUUAAACUAGGUACAUGUGAUAAAUGUAUUUUUCUGGUAUAAUGUUGUAGAUAGUUUUUAGAAACACAUCUCAGAUUUAUUAUAAUGAAAAUGUUACAAUCGUUGAAAUUUUAUUAAAUGUUCCGAGAGUCGACAAAAUAUUUGAAAUACAG
Molecule: messenger RNA, 1983 nt
Organism: Copidosoma floridanum
Lineage: Eukaryota; Metazoa; Arthropoda; Insecta; Hymenoptera; Encyrtidae
Product: riboflavin transporter 2
Biological process (GO): riboflavin transport
Cellular component (GO): plasma membrane
Molecular function (GO): riboflavin transmembrane transporter activity
Source: RefSeq, a predicted model, not a curated record